AACCCACCACAGAUAAAGCAUCUCUGCUUCUCACUGACUCCUGGGUUCCCGAACUUCGGUUUCCCCCAUCCUAGCUCAGGAGUCGCAGGAGGGAUUGCUCAGCCAGAGGCCGCCCUGCUGCUUCCGGGAGCCCGCCGAGCUGAGUGGGAAGAGGAGGAAGGCUCUAGGGAGGGUGCCUGGGAAACCCUCUGUCACCGGGAAGACUGGUCCAACCAGUGCGAGCGCUUCGGCUCAGGCAAGGGUGGAGGCUGGAAGGGGAUGCGGGGCUCGGUGGCCUCACAGUCCGCCCCAUGUCCCACUGAACUUCACGCUCCAGAGAAACAGACCCCACUCUGUGGCUCUCGGGGCUUUGUCGUCCCGCAGGAAGCCACAUGGAGACGCACACCGGCGCCCCACGCUGCUGCCCAAAGGGCCUCCCGUUCUCAGCCUUGAUCCUGGCUCUCUGGCUGCCCCAUGGCUCCCAGGCCGCCCUCCACAUCCAGAAGAUCCCAGAGCAGCCUCAGAAGAACCAGGACCUUCUCCUCUCCCUGCGCGGCGUCCCCAGCGCCAUCCAGGACUUCAUCUGGUACCUGGGGGAGGACACCAACGGGGGCACCAGGCUGUUCUCUUACAUCCCUGGGCUCCCGCGGCCCCAGAGGGAUGGCAGCGCCAUGGGACAGAGAGACAUCGUUGGCUUCCCCAACGGCUCCAUGCUGCUCCGAGGCGCCCAGGCUUCAGACAGCGGCACCUACCACGUGGCCGUCACCGUCAACCCUGCCUGGACAAUGAAGGCCAAGACUGAGGUCCAGGUGGCCGAUACACGUGACUACUCAGUCUCGGCACACCUGCCGGUUAAUGCUGGGAUCAUGGCUGCUGCCAUCAUUGGGAGCCUUGCUGUGGGGUCACUGCUUGUUGGUGGCAUUGCCUGCCUCCUGGUCACUCGAAGGCGGAAGGGCCAGAGCCCCAGGGUUCCGGCUACAGAACAGUCAGAACUGCACACCAGUCCUGAAUCUGGGGACAGCAACAUCUAUGAAGUGAUGCCGUCUCCAGUCUUCCUGGUGUCCCCCAUGGGUGACACAGAGCCGGCGAACCUGGCCAUGAGUCUACCUCCACUCCCAUCCCAGCAACCGCAGCCCCAGAACCAGCACUACCAGGACCUACUAAACCCCGACCCGGCCCCGUACUGCCAGCUGGUGCCAGCUCCAGCCUGCCCAGAAGACAGAGCCUCCGCCUUCCCCUGACCCCAGCCCUGCAGAGAAGACACCCGUGACACCCGCCCCGCCGAGCUUGGGAGCUGGCCAGAUGGGCUCGCCGCAGACCCGGCGCCUCGUGGCACAGGUGCACGGAGACUGACCCCAAAAACCUUCAGCCUGCGCCUCGGCACCCCGCAGGCCUCCUGCCCAGGAAAGCGAAUUCUUGCUUCCCCAGGGCCGGGGUCUCCAUCCGGGGAGAAGGCCUUAGGUCUUCCUAGAAGGCACCCCACCUUGAAACCAUCGUGGCUCGACCAGGUGCCCGAAGCCCUUUCCACGGGGACAAAACACUGCUAGAACAUUCCGGAAGAGUGGUGCUCAACCUGUGGGUGGCAACCCAUGGCGGGGAGGGCGUGUGUGUGUGUGUGUGUGUGUGUGUGUGUGUGUAUGUGUGCAUGUGCGUGUGUGUGCGCGUGCGUGCGUGCGUGUGUGCGUGCGUGUUUGUGUGGGGGUGUGCAAAUCAGCCACCAGGAGGACGGGGACUGUACAGUGCCUGCCUAGAACCCACCGGUGAGGGGCUGGGGCAUGGCUCAGUGGUAGAGCUCCAGCCUAGAAUCCCCCAGUGAGGGGCUGGGGGCGUGGCUCAGUGGUAGAAACCCUGCCUAGAAUCCCCCAGUGAGGGGCUGGGGGCGUGGCUCGGCAGCUAGAGCGCUUGCCAAGCAUGCAUGAGAAGCCCUGUUCGAUCAUCCAAACCAUCGGAGAAGGAAGUCAUCAGCCACUGAGAAGAGAUGGCAAGCUCUGCACUUGAAAAUGGGAGAAGACUCUAGAAGCUUGAAAGCUCAAGAAACUGCCCCCCCCCGUCUCCCCCAGCCUCCAGAAGCACCCAGUCCUGUGGCCUUUGGGACCACAGAGCAGCGACAUCCACUUUGGACUCCCAGUAUCCACGAUUUUAUUUUUAUUUUUAUUUUUUUGCUUUUUCGAGACAGGGUUUCUCUGUGUUGUUUUGGAGGCUGUCCUGGAGUUCACUCUGUAGACCAGGCUGGUCUCGAACUCACAGAGAUCCACCUGCCUCUGCCUCCCGAGUGCUGGGAUUAAAGGCGUGCGCCACCAACGUCCGGCUAUCCACGAUUUUGUAAGAUAAUAAACUCGUGUUGUUUUAA
Messenger RNA from Mesocricetus auratus (golden hamster), 2329 nucleotides. RefSeq names its product CEA cell adhesion molecule 19 (gene Ceacam19). The record is from RefSeq and is a predicted model, not a curated record. NCBI's taxonomy places the organism in Eukaryota, Metazoa, Chordata, Mammalia, Rodentia, Cricetidae. Bases 372 to 1220 code for a protein of 282 amino acids. The transcript is spliced from 7 exons.